This is a messenger RNA of Penaeus vannamei (Pacific white shrimp), 542 nucleotides long. The record is from RefSeq and is a predicted model, not a curated record. NCBI's taxonomy places the organism in Eukaryota, Metazoa, Arthropoda, Malacostraca, Decapoda, Penaeidae.
GAGGGGUGGAAAAGUGACGGUGUUCGGAAGAAUGGCAGAAUGAAAAAUUGUAAAUUGUUUUAAUUGUUUCUGAUCCCUAAAUUCCAGGACAUUUUUGUCAAGCAUCGGCUAGCACAAUAAGACUCUAAACCUUUGACAGGUUUGAGAUAACAAAUAGUACGAAAAUAAACAGUUUCCAGUUUGACAACAGGUGUACAAUAACCUCUUCUCCUGCUCUUCCCUCCGUAUAUUUCAUUAUCUUGUUAUCAGUUAUCGAGACGUUCGAGAAGUCAGUUCAUCGCACGGUCUCGCGGAACGUACAUUAAGAACAGUGCAGGAAUAUCACUAGCAUCCACAUCCUCCAGAUGGAAGACGGAACUGUAAUGAUACAUGGAGGAGAGCUGCCGGACGUCACUGUAUUGCCAUGGAAUUUAACAGUUAACAUGACGGAAACUACAAGGCCUGUUUGGGAAGUAGUACUGGACAAUGUGGCCACCGUGAUCAUGACUGUUAACACCAUCACUCUCAUGCUUGGUAUGGGUUCUGCCAUCUAUUGGAGAGAG